Clunio marinus is the source of this 489-nucleotide messenger RNA. The record is from the annotation of a GenBank genome assembly. NCBI's taxonomy places the organism in Eukaryota, Metazoa, Arthropoda, Insecta, Diptera, Chironomidae.
AUGUAUUCCUUCUUACUCUCAAGCAUUCCACGUAAAUUUAACGUCAAUGAACGUACAUUUCAAAAAAAUGAAGCUCUCACGAAAGACCAAAAUGUUAAAGUUUAUGAAGAUGAGUUUCAACGAUUCGAAGACAUGAAUUUUAUUUCGAUUCCAACACUUCACGCUACAACUUCCACGACAUCAUCUAGUGACAGUGUUUCAUUAUCGACAGAACAUUUGCGUGAAAUGUUAAGCCGGGAUAUUGGAUAUAAUGCGACGUUUGGAAUACCGAAGUUAACACACAAUAGUAUUGCUAAAGCAUUAAGAAAUGUAACACGGCGCAUACCAGUGGAGGAAGAAAUAAAUCAAUUUUAUUUUUACGAGGAAAAAAAGCUUGAAGAUUUAAUAACAAAACGAGCAAUGUAUUUAAACUUUGGUAAACAGAACGAGCAACCUACAAUCAAACACUCGUUAGGGAUGUUAACAAAUGAGAAACAAAGUCCGAGUUAA